AUGCGGCAACGUAGUAUCCUGCGAUCACGCAUAGACGAAGCUGUUGUUAAAGCUAUAAAAGUCGGCGUGCCUUUAAUAGUCUUAGCCGUUAUUCUCUUUCUUGGCUGGUUUAUAUAUGCUAUGGCCAGCGAGAGGAAAUGGCCUUUCCACAACGUCAUGCAUUUUUUCAAUGGUACCUUCAAUGAUACCUCCUGUGAUAACACCUACGAUGGCCCGGAUACGUACGACCUUUACAAGCGUUAUGUGCCGAAGGACCAGUAG
This is a messenger RNA of Babesia ovata, 261 nucleotides long. RefSeq names its product ABC transporter permease, putative. The transcript is spliced from 3 exons. The record is from RefSeq and is a predicted model, not a curated record. Bases 1 to 261 code for a protein of 86 amino acids. NCBI's taxonomy places the organism in Eukaryota, Apicomplexa, Aconoidasida, Piroplasmida, Babesiidae.